This is a messenger RNA of Clarias gariepinus (North African catfish), 2262 nucleotides long. RefSeq names its product renin binding protein (gene renbp). Gene Ontology annotation, molecular function: peptidase inhibitor activity; N-acylglucosamine 2-epimerase activity. The record is from RefSeq and is a predicted model, not a curated record. Gene Ontology annotation, biological process: carbohydrate metabolic process; N-acetylmannosamine metabolic process; N-acetylglucosamine metabolic process. NCBI's taxonomy places the organism in Eukaryota, Metazoa, Chordata, Actinopteri, Siluriformes, Clariidae. Bases 169 to 1377 code for a protein of 402 amino acids. The transcript has 11 exons.
UGUCGCUGGUUCAGCCUGUGCUUUACUGUGCACAGGGAAAGGCUGCAAAAAGCGGACAGAUUGAAAGUAAUGCGAUCAGCAGGGUGAGGAUUAAACAGCAAAAAAAAAAAAGAAAAAAAGAAGAAGAAACCCGAGGUCGUGGUGCAUUUCAUCUGGACAGGCACAACAAUGGCAGAGUUAUUGAAGCAGUACCGUGAGAGAAUACACACUGAGCUUGACAGAGUUGUGGAUUUCUGGCUGAAAUACUCUCAUGAUGAGCAAUACGGUGGGUUUUUUACCUGCAUUGGGAAGGAUGGAAAGAUCUAUGACGAACUCAAGUAUAUGUGGUUACAGGGCAGACAGGUGUGGAUGUACUGCAGGCUGUACCGGACCAUGCCGAGGUUUCACCGGCCAGACAUUCUCCAAGCUGCCAAAUCAGGCGGUGCAUUUCUCCAGAAAUUUGCUCGAGUGCAGGCCUCAGACGGUCCGGCAAAGUGCGCGUUCUGUCUGACGAGGGACGGCAAAGCAGUAAAGGUUCAAAGGACAAUCUUCAGCGAGUGUUUCUACGUCAUGGCCAUGGAUGAACUUUCCCGGGUCACAGGAGACAAAGAGAUGCAGUCCGAUGCAGAGAAGAUGAUGGAUCAGUUAGUGCACUGGGUCCGGGUUGACCCGUCGGGUCUGGGUCGUCCUCAGCUUCCUGGCGAUCAUCCUGUUAACAGCAUGGCGGUUCCUAUGAUGCUCAUGUGCCUGGUGGAUCAGCUGACAGAGGGCAGAGUAGAGCUUACGGAGAAAUACAGUGAGCUGGGAGACUGGUGCGUCUCUCAGAUCCUGCAGCAUGUACAGAGAGAUGGAAAGGCCAUUCUUGAAAAUGUGUCAGUGGAGGGAAAGGAGCUGCCUGGCUGUCAGGGACGUUUGCAAAACCCAGGUCAUGCCUUGGAGGCUGGCUGGUUUCUGCUCCAGUAUGCAAAGGCAAAAGGUGCAGCAGAUCUGCAGACUACGGCUGUGCAGAAGUUCAUGGAGGUUCCUUUCCUCACCGGCUGGGACAAAGAACAUGGAGGACUCUUCUACUUCCUAGAUGCUGACGGCCACUGUCCUACCCAGCUGGAGUGGAACAUGAAGCUGUGGUGGCCUCAUUGCGAAGCUCUCAUCUCUUAUCUAAUGGCUUACGAUCACUUCAGAGAUCCUGCACUGCUGGAAAGAUUCACCCAAGUCUAUGAUUACACUUUUUCCCAUUUUUCUGAUGAAGAGCAUGGCGAGUGGUUCGGAUAUCUGAGUCAGCAGGGGAAAGUGGUGAUGGAUUUUAAAGGGGGGCCUUUCAAAGGUUUCUUCCAUGUUCCUCGAUGUCUCUACAUGUGUGAGAAGAUGCUGGAUCAUCUGCUCAAUACACUCAAGUCUUAAAUGUAACCAAAAACUGAUGGCUGACAUUUUAUGCACUUUUUUUUUUAAACCACUGUGACAUUUAUGCAUGCUUACUUACACACUCCAUGUUAAUUAAUACUGAGCCUUUUUGGUCUACUGCAAGUGCCAAUGUUUUAUAUCGUGAAAUUAUAAAGGGAAUAGUUAUCUGGACCCAAUGUCAAGCCAGUGAAAUUAGUUGCUUUCCAGGACACAAGCCAACAUUAUGUAGCAUGUUCCACUCAUAAUUAUUUCUUACAUCAAUGAACUUGUGUGAAAGCAAAAGAAUAGGUUCAUUCCUUGAUGUAAUGUUAAUAGCACUACAUAUUCUCUUUAAAGUAUUCAAGGAAGCAAAGCAAGGUCACAAGCAACUCAGGGUUACAAAUGCCUUUUGACUUUUUUUUUAUUAUCUCAGUUCAGACUCUGGACACAUUUUAGAAUUACCCUAGAUUAAGCUUUUAAUCACUGCUCUAACCCUCAGUGGUUCAUUGGGCCAAUGUAAGCGUUCAUGACAUCGUAUUGCUUUUAGUGAUGAGUUGAAAAUGUUCAACUAUUGUAAAUUUAGAUAACAUGCCUAAAGUGUUGAAAGGUUUUUUUUUAACAAUUAGAACACAACUAUAAUUAAGACAUGGUGUGUUUGCUAAUCCUCUAAACAUAUUAAGAAAUUGUUUUUAAGAAAAUGUUCCAGAUUGAUAUUUUUAGCCCUGUAGUUAUUUUCUGGUCUGAUUAGGUGAUUUUACAUGAAUGCAAUUUAUCAAAAAUUGAACACUCUACUACACUAUAUUUUACGUACUUGAAAUGUAUUGCUGAGUCGGCAUUCUGAUGGUGGUCAAUUAGAACUGGAUCGUUCACAACGCAGUGUAUACAAGGUGGUUUUAAACAUGGGGG